CGACCGUUCCAGUGCCCUGUCUGCCAAAAGUCAUUCUAUCGUCUUGAACACUCCAAACGACAUAUUCGAACACAUACCGGAGAGAAGACACAUGUGUGCGAAUACCCUGGGUGCAUCAAACGAUUUUCUCGCAGCGACGAACUCACUCGGCACACCAAGACGCAU
Molecule: messenger RNA, 165 nt
Organism: Gamsiella multidivaricata
Lineage: Eukaryota; Fungi; Mortierellomycota; Mortierellomycetes; Mortierellales; Mortierellaceae
Exons: 1
Cellular component (GO): cytoplasm; nucleus
Molecular function (GO): RNA polymerase II cis-regulatory region sequence-specific DNA binding
Source: RefSeq, a predicted model, not a curated record